CCUGGGGUGAGGACCCUGUCAUGGUUACUGGAGCUCAAAGGGACCCAGGAACCAUCUCUUCUGUACCCCAAACAAAGGUCCUGGGAGCAUCCUGACGGCAGCACGUGGAGACAAGGUCCUGGUAGUUCCUCCCAAGUCUCUCCCUACUGCCCCCAAGGAGCAUGGGCUCACUCACCACCUCAGCCUCAACUGUCCUGCCAGAGAAUAGGAUGCAGACACUCAACUGUUUGGAGCCCUGGCAUGGCGUGGUGAUCGCGGCUGUGUCCCUCUUCCUGCAGGCCAGCCUCCUGGCAGCCCUCUAUUGCCUGUUCAGCCGGCGCCUGGCCAGGCACAGUGAGAGAAUAUUGAAAGAGGUCAGAUCCCAGGACUCCCGUCCCAGUCCUGACCACCAUCCCUCACCAGCUACCCAGGAGCCGAAAGUGACUCUGGCAGAAAGAAGCGCCCUUGUGUCUGAUCUGCACUACAGGCAUGGCAGCGACACAUCCUCAGACAGCUCUAGCAGCUCCAGCAGCUCUGGCAGCUCACCGCCCAGCCAUCAGGCCAACAAAGAUAUGAAUUAUACACAAGUGGUCUUUCCAGACCCUGGAGGACUGAAAAAUGAAACUGCACUGGACUAUGAAAACAUAAAAGAAGCCAAAGAUUAUGUCAAUGUCAACCCCCAAAUUCGCAAGCCCAACAUCUGGACUUUUGUGAAUCCUGAUGUCUCUGAGACAGUGGAAUACACUCAGGUGGCCAAGUGA
Messenger RNA from Talpa occidentalis (Iberian mole), 740 nucleotides. It is a transcript of the gene RHEX, whose product is annotated as regulator of hemoglobinization and erythroid cell expansion. The record is from RefSeq and is a predicted model, not a curated record. The coding region runs from base 162 to 740 and encodes 192 amino acids. Gene Ontology annotation, cellular component: plasma membrane. The transcript has 6 exons. Lineage: Eukaryota; Metazoa; Chordata; Mammalia; Eulipotyphla; Talpidae.